AGAAUAAAAAAAAUCACAAUAGAAAAACUCAUUAUUUACAUUCUUAUCAAGUCUCCUAAUUAAUUGUAUUAAUCUGAUUAAUCUGUGAUACUUUUACCAACAUUUUUAGUGACCAUCAAUUUCUCCAGCAUCUGCUGGUCAAAGUGAUACCUGAAACCUUAAUAUCUUUCAUCUUAAGAUCAAAGUUAGUUGAUCAUCUGAUGCAUCAAAUGAUGGAUGCAUCCAGGGUGAAGAAAUUUCUUAAAGAUAUGGAAGAUGAUAGAAUACGAAAAGAUUAUAUCGCUAUUGUGGAUGCUCAUGUAACUGGCCUGUUAGAUUCGGUUAGAGGUGGACGUGAAAAGAAGAAAAGAAAAGGAAAAUGUUCGGCUUCUUCUAAAAUUGCCGAAUCUCGAGAAAAAGUUGAUAUCACUACUCCAGAUUCCAUUUUUGUCAAUACCAAUCUUAAAGAUAUAAUUAACAAAUCUACCUUUACCUCAUUACCUUUAUUUUAUCAAUAUAAAUUGGUUCAAAUGUUACCUAAAUGUGACCAAGUUACAACAUCGGAAGGAUGGACCAAAAUGAGUUCAACCGCUUUGAGGAAUGAAUUUUUUAAUCGAGCUGUCAAAUCUUGGAGUGAUCGGUUAAGAGAAGGCAAAUUAACACCCGAAUUUCUAGUGAGAUGGAAAAAUGAGACCAUCAAGGAAUCAGCUAAACUUGAUCCAUGGAAGGUUAAAAAUUUCGAAAGAGUUUGGGGAGAAGCAUUGGAAUCUCAGAAAGAAAUAGAAAAUGAGCUUGACUGGAUACCAAAAUUAUCUCCAUAUGAUAAUCAUAAUAUUACACCGAGUGAACAACCAAAUGAAUUCCAGUCAAUAAAAUCUUCAACACCAGAACCAAUAGAAACUUCAACUGUUUCUUUCAACUGUGAUGUCUCCCCUCCACCAACACUUUUGCCUAAAUCAUCAUCUCUUUCAAGUGUGAUAAAUUCAAUUAAUCCCAACAAUCCAACAUUAAAUAAGAACCAUGUUAAACCGAUAACCAAUAACAAAGUUAAUCAAACAACGGAUGGUAACGCUGUAACAAUACAACCUUUCAUUCAAACUGAUGUCUCUAUUAGUAUAAUUAAGAGGAAAUUGGAAAGAUCGAACAUCUCUCUCGAACCAAUAACUGAUAUUAAAUCAUCGACACCAACAAGAACCCUGAGGGUAACAAGAUCCACCUCAGCAGCAUCAAAUAAUUCACCUUACAAUCACCGAGGUGUAACUUUCGGUAGUCUCAAUACAAUCACAUCAUCAUCCAACUCAUCAGCCUCUUCAGCCUCAUCUUCAUCAGCCUCAUCUUCAUCCUCAACCCCAUCAUCACCUUCACCCUCUCUAUCAUCAUAUUCAUCACCCUCGACAACGACUUAUAACUCAGUUAAUUUAGAGUCAAAUGGAUUGAAUUUACCUUUUAAAUUGCCAAAUGGUACAUCGUUAAAAAUGAUUCCUUUUCCGAGUAAUUCACAAACCAAUAACAUCAAUGAGGUUCCCGUUAUGUCAUCAAUUAAUUCAAUUAGUCCUGGAAGCAGUUCUCAACGUCCAGUUAAAUUUUUAACAAAUAAUUCAACCCUUAAGAAUAACUAUCGAAUCUCUGAUGAUAAUAGUAACAGCAAGAAAGAUUAUCCCGUUGAUUAUAACAAUCAAUUCCCUGGAUAUUGUAAUGAAUUAGCUAAACUACCACCAAAUAUAACGGUAACUCCUGUGACCCCGGGAACAGUUAAUAACAUACCGAAUAUUUUUUCAAAUCCAACACCAAUAAUAGCAAAUCCAAGCAACAAAGUUGAUUCAAACUGUUCUUCAAUUACAACAUCAAUUAACAAUAAUGUUGAUCAUCUAACUGGAUCAAAUCCGAUCAGCUCUUCAUCCAAUGGUAGCGGUGGCAGUAGUUUUACAAUAUCAACUAAUUGUAACACAACAAUUACAAGUGUUAAUCAUACCUUUGGAAUUCAAACAAAUUGCAAUUUCACCACAAUAACACCUAAUAACAACAACUCUCACCAUCACCAUCAUCAUCAUCAUCACCAUCACCACCACAGUCAAGUAGCAUCAAUGGUAGUGGGAGGAGGAGGUGGAGGAGUAAUACCAACAUCAACAAGUCAACAAAAUGUCCCACCGGGUAGUAGAUCCAAUUGCGACUGUAACCUGAAAGCUUUAGUUCCCUGUACAAAGUGUGGUGCAUUUUGUCACAAUGAAUGUAUCGGUUCAAAUCAACUUUGUAUCACUUGCCUUGUCCGUUAAUUUAUUAACUAAUUAGACAAAAACAAAGACACAACAUUUUUAUUAUUAUUGUACAGGAAAGACAAUGAAAAGCUAUAAAUAUGGAGAGGAAACAAAUUAUAUAAAUAUAUAAAUAUGAACGAAUAUAAAAUGUAAACCCAAACCCAAACCUCCUCUCUCUUAUCCUACUCUCCUCUCUCUCUCUCUCUCUCUCUCUCUCUCUCUCUCUCUCUCUAAAUCCUCUGUCACCAAAAUGAAAACAAAACCACCACGGAGAUGAGAAGGAUAAAUACAAAUGUAUUUUUCAAGAAAUCGUAUUUUACCUCUUCC
Molecule: messenger RNA, 2561 nt
Organism: Panonychus citri (citrus red mite)
Lineage: Eukaryota; Metazoa; Arthropoda; Arachnida; Trombidiformes; Tetranychidae
Product: polycomb protein Asx-like
Exons: 1
Coding region: 201-2252 (683 amino acids)
Biological process (GO): positive regulation of transcription by RNA polymerase II; animal organ morphogenesis
Cellular component (GO): PR-DUB complex
Molecular function (GO): chromatin binding; DNA binding
Source: RefSeq, a predicted model, not a curated record